AUAUGAUUUUAAUAAUUUUGUUUUUCACGUUUUGUUGUUGUCGAGUAUCGGGAGUAAUUUACCAGUUAAAUGACACAGAAUAUAUUAAAAUGCCGCCUGUGUUCCACCUUGACCCUUACGAGUUGUGUAUUCAACAAACAGGAGGUGUCUAUUGUAUGGUGGAUUUUGAUUUAGUUGCAAGCAAUGAUAGCCAACUACUAAAUAUGAUACACGAAUAUAGCGAGCGGAAAGAAACCCAUUUCAAUCAUUCACGGCUACAUUAUGGUAUUUGUUUAAAUAAAUCAUGCACUGAUUUAAAUCCGAAUACAACUGAUUCAAAAGAUUUAAAUUUAAUCAUUGAAAAAUGUUUGAAUACAACAUUUUGGAAGGAAUACAAAUUAAACAUUAAGAUAAAUGAAGAUGUUAUAUGUCAUAAUAAAGAUCCAAUAUAUCAUAUAGAGUCAGGCGAUAUAGCAAUCGCUAUAAUAUGUGUUUGUUUAUUAAUAAUAAACUUGACUGUAAGUGUUUACGAUUUAGUGAUCGUAAAAAAUAACGAUGAAGGCAUAAAGUGGUUGCUUUGCUUUUCAAUAAAGCGUAACUGGGUUAAGUUAACAGAUGGGACAAGAAAUAAUAUUGAAAACAAAAUUAAUAGUUUUAAAAGUUUUAACGGCAUGAAGGUUAUAAUUAUAUGCCUUGUGAUAACGAUACAUUCGUUAUUGCCCUUCGGAUCUUUUGUAGAUAAUACGCAUUACAUAGAAACAAUAUUCAGUGAAAUUCAAUACCAUUUGCUUAUCGAUGGCACUGUCGUAAUUCAGUCAUUCUUUAUGAUUUCUGGCUGUUUGUUAUCUUAUAAUCUGCAAAUUUCUUCAGAGAAAAACAAUUUAACAUGGAAAAUGAUACCCAAAGGAAUAUUGUUAAGGUGGUUAAGGCUAACUCCGCCAUACGCAGUUGUAUUGGCGAUCACUACAACGGGGCUAAGAUUUGCUGGAACAGGACCAUUGUGGCAAAAAAUGAUAGGACAAGAAAUAAGCGACUGCAGAAGGGACGGUUGGCAGAAUAUGCUGUAUAUAAAUAACUAUUUUGACAACACUCGCUGCAUGGCGCAUACUUGGUAUUUAGCUGCAGAUAUGCAGCUGUUUAUAUUAGGAAUAGUGAUAUUGGUGCUGACGAGAAACGAUCUGCAGAAAAAAGUUGUACUAUCGGUCAUUUUCGUCAUUUCCCUGUUCAUUGCUCCCUUGCACACGUACUUUCAAGAUUUAUACGCUCACGUUACUAUUACUCCUGAAGUUGCUCGGGAGUAUUUCGUCAAAGAUCCAACAUUUAACAACUCAUAUAAGCGCGGCCAUACAAAUAUCACGUGCUAUAUUUUAGGGCUCACUCUCGGCAUUUUAAUUUACAAAUUGCAACAAAAGCAAUUGAAUAUAAAAAGAUAUAAGAAAUACAAAUAUUUGGUUUGGGCAACUAUUCCUAUGAUGGUCAUAAUAAUACUUUGUAGUAGCUUGUUCUAUUUGGUCGGUGUAAUGCCACAUGUUAUAAUCAGAGCUAUUUAUGCAGGCACAUACAGAACUGUGAUUGGAUUUCUUCUGUUCAUCUUUAUGUUAGCAAUGGUAUUUAAACUUGAAAAUGUCUACAGAGCGAUAUUAGAAUGGAACGGAUGGACGUCGACCGUUCGCGUCUCGUAUUGCGCUUACGUACUGCAUCUGAUGUUGGUACAAAUCCUCACUUACUCUAGGACUACAUUAAACCAUGUUACGAUACCUCAAGCUAUAACAACAAGCGUGGGAUCAAUCGUCAUCAGCUACUUAGUUGCUAUACCACUUUGGUUACUCGUCGAAUCACCAACCAGUCAACUCAUCAAAAUUCUAGCAUCUUAUGAUAAUAGGAAAAAUAAAAGUCAUUUGUAAUGUAAUGUAUGUAAAUAAA
Papilio machaon (common yellow swallowtail) is the source of this 1902-nucleotide messenger RNA. Its product is annotated as nose resistant to fluoxetine protein 6-like. The record is from RefSeq and is a predicted model, not a curated record. The coding region runs from base 3 to 1883 and encodes 626 amino acids. Lineage: Eukaryota; Metazoa; Arthropoda; Insecta; Lepidoptera; Papilionidae. Gene Ontology annotation, molecular function: acyltransferase activity, transferring groups other than amino-acyl groups. The transcript has 13 exons.